This is a messenger RNA of Iphiclides podalirius (scarce swallowtail), 273 nucleotides long. NCBI's taxonomy places the organism in Eukaryota, Metazoa, Arthropoda, Insecta, Lepidoptera, Papilionidae. The record is from the annotation of a GenBank genome assembly.
AUGUUGAACGAUAAGCAGAAGUUCUGUAGCUCACGGGACGCUGUAAGACCGAGUGCAGGCGGAGCGGUGCUCUCGGGCGGGCGGCGAGGAGCGACUGCGCGCUGGCUCCCGCUCAAUACGUUGGCCAUGAAAAUUUCAGCCGAGCUGUCAAACGGUGGCGGCACGCAGGUAGCGCGACGACACGCUUACCUGCCCACCAGCGCUCCCCACAUACCACCAUUUCUCAUUAACGCCGCUAUGCCAGUGUUACACAUGCCGCUCGCAUGCCAACUU